Lycium ferocissimum is the source of this 1609-nucleotide messenger RNA. RefSeq names its product transcription factor MYB119-like. Gene Ontology annotation, biological process: regulation of DNA-templated transcription. Gene Ontology annotation, cellular component: nucleus. The record is from RefSeq and is a predicted model, not a curated record. The transcript is spliced from 3 exons. Bases 109 to 1530 code for a protein of 473 amino acids. NCBI's taxonomy places the organism in Eukaryota, Viridiplantae, Streptophyta, Magnoliopsida, Solanales, Solanaceae. Gene Ontology annotation, molecular function: DNA-binding transcription factor activity, RNA polymerase II-specific; RNA polymerase II cis-regulatory region sequence-specific DNA binding.
AUGGCCAUCUUUCCUAAACCAAGAAAAGAAUUGAAACAAUUUUGCUUCUUCACAAAGAAAUUUCUUAGCUUAAAUUAAGUUCAUUUCCUCUUCUUACACUUGCUUCCCAUGGAAGGUGGAGAAGGAGAUGGAAGUGCUUAUCAACCAUAUCAAAAUUUACCAAAUAACCUUUCUAUUUUUCAACAAGGUUCUCCACUAACAACCAUUAAUAGCUUCUUAGGGAGUCACCAAAACCAGUUCUCUUCCCAACAAUGUUCAAACAAUAACUAUAACAUUUUUACUCAAGGUGGUGCUUUCUAUGAUUUUUCUUCUUAUAGCAACAAUGCAAGUGGCAGUAGUAGCCAAGCAAAUGGGAUUUCUUGGACAAAGUUUUCAGAGCCAAGCUUAAUGGAUAGCAUUCUCUUUAAUGGACAAAAUGUUGUUCACUCGAAUAAUCAAGAGAAUGGCAUGGCACAGGAGAUGCUACCAUCUCCAAAGAAUUUUAAAGAGACCGGAAAAAAAGCAAAAGAAGGGACUUCUUCUUCUACUGUGCUAGUCAAGGGCCAGUGGACGGAAGAAGAAGAUAGGACAUUGGUGAAAUUGGUAAAGCAGUUUGGUAUGAGGAGAUGGGCUCAGAUAGCUGAGAAUAUGGCUGGCAGGGCAGGAAAACAGUGUCGCGAGAGAUGGCAUAACCAUUUGCGUCCAGAUAUCAAGAAAGACGCAUGGAGUGAAGAAGAAGAAUUGAUGUUAGUGGAAGCACAUAAGCAAAUUGGAAACAAAUGGGCAGAGAUUGCUAAAAGAAUUCCUGGAAGGACAGAGAACGCAAUUAAGAAUCACUGGAAUGCCACUAAAAGAAGGCAAAACUCGAGGAGGAACAAGUUCAAGAAACAAGAAAAAGACUGCCAAAAUGAGUCCAAAUAUCGAUCCAAUAUUCUCCAAGAUUAUAUUAGAAGCAAGUACUUCAGUGAUGGUUCUCCUCCUCCUACCAACACCAUAACUCCAAGUACCAGUGCUAACAUGACAAAUGCAACUCCACCCUAUUCUGAUGAUGAUGAUUCUCCAUCUUUGCUCACUAGUCAAACAUAUGAUGAAGAAAUGAAAUUCAUGGAAAAGUUAUUUGGAAAAAAUUCAUUGGUGGAAAACAAUGGUAAAGUCCCAGAAGCAUUUGAUAAUUAUUCAUCAUCAAGCUCAUUUGGCUUCAACUCCUUUGGAUUUAAUAAUUCAAAGAAUGAUAAUCAGAUGGUUAGCGAUAAUGGUCAAGAUGGACGCAAUUUGUAUCUUGCCUCCGAGCCAAAUAUGCAUAUGGCUGUUCAUGAUCAUCAGUCUCAACAAUCUUAUAAUUCCAACCAUUUUUCAGAUCUUUAUCUUUCCUAUCUCAUGGAUCAUUCUACUUCACCUAAUUCUUUUCCCAAUGCUGAGAGUCUUAUGAAUUCGGGGAUGCUGAUGAAUCAAGGUUCCUCGUCAUUGGGAGGAGACAAGGAAGUUGAUUUAAUGGAGAUGGUUUCAUCUUCUUUCUACCGUCAAAACACCUCUAAUAACACAUUCUUUUAGUGUGUAAUUGUCAUGUCAGUGUUUUCUAACUAUGGCAAACGUUUCUUGUUUUGGCUAUCGAACGAGGAUCAUGUGUUAC